GAUCCCGGAAGUUCAGAUUCUGGACUUCCGUCCCGGAAGCUCAGUUUUAAGCAUGGCAUUGGGAGGGGAGGGACGUAAGAGAAGGAAGGGCCAGGAGCGGAGACAGAGCCCUGAAGACGGCGUGGGGAAUGCGGCCACCGACUACCUGGUGGGACAGGUCGCCGACAGCUUGCGGGCCGGCCCACGUCCUCCUGGCGGCGGGACGGGGCGGCUGGCCGCUCUCUUCAGCACCCUGGAGCCAUCGGCUCCCCCUGUCUUUGUGCCUGUGCCCCAGGAAACAUCUAAGAAAAGAAAACUUGAUGAUGAAGAAGAGAGCGUGUCCGUGUCCCAUAUUAAAAAGCCAGUUUUGCAACAGCCUGCAAGAAAAGUGAAAGUGAAGAAACUCUCUGAUGCAGACAAGAGGCUGGCAAACAGGGAAAGUGCUCUAGCAAGUGCUGAUUUAGAAGAAGAGCAUCAGGACCAAGGGCAGAGAAGGAGAAGGUCUCAGUCUCAGGGUAAAGUGGCAGAUGGAGAAGCACUGAGUGUUGCCCCCAGCCUCAAUGAAGAUGGGGGCCAAAGAACAAAAAUCCCACUCAACCCCGAAGAGGAGCGGUUAAAAAAUGAGAGGACUGUGUUUGUGGGCAAUUUGCCCGUCACAUGUAAUAAGAAGAAGCUGAAGUCAUUUUUUAAAGAGUAUGGACAAGUAGAAUCCGUACGAUUUCGUUCUGUGAUGCCAGCAGAGGGGACACUAUCCAAGAAGUUGGCUGCAAUAAAACGUAAAGUUCAUCCUGACCAGAAAAGCAUCAAUGCAUAUGUAGUGUUUAAGGACCAGAGCGCUGCUGCAAAAGCCCUGAAAAGAAAUGGGGCUCAGAUUGCAGAAGGAUUUCGUAUUCGAGUUGAUCUGGCAUCUGAAACCGCCUCUAGGGACAAGAGAUCAGUAUUUGUGGGAAAUCUUCCUUACAAAAUUGAAGAGUCUGCUUUGGAGGAACACUUUCUGGACUGUGGGAGCAUUGUGGCAGUGAGGAUCGUGAGAAACCCACUUACAGGAGUUGGCAAAGGGUUUGGUUAUGUGCUCUUUGAGAACACAGAUGCUGUUCAUCUUGCUUUGAAGUUAAAUAAUUCUGAGCUAAUGGGAAGAAAACUGAGAGUUAUGCGUUCUGUUAAUAAAGAAAAACUAAAACAACAGAAUUCAAAUCCAAACUUGAAGAAGGAUGUCAUUAAACCUAAGCAAAAACUUAAUUUUACUUCCAAAGAAGGAAAAUUACAUUCCAAGAAUGCAUUUAUUGGAGAGAAGGCAGUUCUCAUGAAAAAGAAGAAGAAAGGACAAAAGAAAGUACAAACGAAGAAGCCAAGAAAACAGCAGUAAUAACUGAAGUUGCCCCCUUCUUUUCUGUGGUGAAACCUUUCAAUGAGUAUCUGGGUUUUUAUGAAUUAUGUGGAAAAUGUGGAGGUUUCCACAGUGGCUGUCUGUCUAUCUUCUUUUUCUUUUUAUUUUUUUUAAUUCAUGCUAUAUGUAAGUCUUCUUUGAAACAUUGUCCUUAGAAAUGUAUUUAAAGAAAAAUAAUAAACAUUAAUACUCUGUGUUUAGGCUAAGUGUUCAAAUGGUUACUGCGGGAAUACUGAUUCCAGGUGUACUCACAGAACCUAAGAAAGACUUGCGAGCUAUUUAAAACACACAUACUCAUUCUUCACCUCUCAUUUUUCUUUCUCUUGUAAUUGUAGUGGAAAUCUACAUUUCUAUCUUAUUAUUCCAUACAUCUAGUAAUUGCUAACCAAUACAACUGCUAAGAUAAGAGUGACUAUCUUCUAAUUUGUAGCCAGGGACUACAGUGGUCAUUGAUGUCCUUGGCUAUAAAGGGGGUUUCAUAAGAAAAAUACUCUCCCAGGAAAACAUGAUGCUUAAAUUAGUAUCACUCAGAAUGAAACAGCUGUCCCAGAAAGUUUAGAGACAGCAUCUAAUGAAUUAUGUUAAUUAAAUUGCAAUCUUUAAAGUUGAAUGACAGGACAACAUGCUGCCAUAUUCCCUAAGUUCCAGACACUGAUCUUACCAGGCUGGUUCUGGAUCCAGGAUGAAGUGGGGGAAGGGGGAAGCCAAGGCUGAUUCAGGCAGGCAGAGUCCAGUAAGUACACAUAGGCAAGAGGGAGGACAGGUUUCCACUCAUUUAGUUGUAAAAGUGCUCUUUGGGAAAUGCCAUGUAGAAAACCUAUUCAGGUCUUUAAAACAGCUCUAGAGACUGGAGAGAUGGCUUCUUGGUUAAGAGCGAGCCCUGCUCUUCUGAGUACCUAAGUUCAUUCAAUUCCUAGCACCCAUGUCGAGCAGUUUCCAACUGUCUGUAACUUGAGUUCCUAGGUCCAACUCCUCAGGUAUAUCUCCAGACUUCUGCACUCACGAACAUAACUGACACAUAUAUUCAAGUAAUUAAAAAUAAAAGUGUAUCAUUUACAGCAGAGAAAGCUCUAUUUCCUGAAUCCAAGACUAGAUAAUUUAUGGCUAGUUUCCCUUACAGUAUUUAGAACCUUAUAGUUACAUUUCAGCAAUCAUUCUGGAGCAUUUCUGCAUAAACUAUAUAAAGAUGCAACAUUAGAUUGUGUGUGCAUAUAUAAUCUAUGUACAACUUAUGACUCCUGUGAGUAAGCAGAUUAUAUACAUGCAUACAUGUAAUGUAUAUGGUGUGAAUGCAGGUACAUGUGGAGUCAGGAAACUUGAGAGUUCUCUCCUUCCACGGCAUGGACUUUUACUCACUGAGCCAUCUCACUGGCCCCAGAUAUUUUGGAAUUUGUUACUAUGUAACUGUUGAAAUUUCUACUUUAGAAUGUGUGUGCUACUAUGAUUGUAAAUCAUUAAAAAAUGUAUUUUGUAGAAAAAAUUCCAAA
Molecule: messenger RNA, 2853 nt
Organism: Apodemus sylvaticus (European woodmouse)
Lineage: Eukaryota; Metazoa; Chordata; Mammalia; Rodentia; Muridae
Gene: Rbm34
Product: RNA binding motif protein 34
Exons: 11
Coding region: 53-1345 (430 amino acids)
Molecular function (GO): RNA binding
Source: RefSeq, a predicted model, not a curated record